Molecule: messenger RNA, 1019 nt
Organism: Cydia fagiglandana
Lineage: Eukaryota; Metazoa; Arthropoda; Insecta; Lepidoptera; Tortricidae
Exons: 4
Coding region: 40-564 (174 amino acids)
Source: RefSeq, a predicted model, not a curated record
UUGACAUGGGUGUGCUUUGCUUUCGUGCUAAUCUUCCUGAUGGGUAUGAUGCUUAUAUUGAUGGUUUACGGCAUUUCAGUCGGCUAUCACUACGCACAGAAAGAACUUGCAGCAUUUGCUAUGACAUCGAGAACGACAACACCUGAGCCUAUGAGAAUGGGACGGUCAGGCGACGAGUCCAGGCCAGUUGUCCGUCUAGUCGCUGUGAACAGAUCCUCGAUUGACAACGCACCGCGGCCGAUGCUCGAGGUAUAUCAGAACAGACCACCUCCUGAAAAACUUGUGAUGGAUAAACCAGCAACACCUAUUGUCCUAUUGGAAACUGAAAGUCCGCCACCGGAGCCAGAAUUGCUGCCACACGAGAGAGACAUAGCUAGGAGACUCAUCGGCCGCUUCAGACGGUCGAAGAACAAUUCAAUGACUACUACGGAUAUUCCAUUUUUAAGACCAUUUAAAGCAACCACCCAUUCAGAUGAGUCUAUCAAAAUGGAUGACGCUGCCACCGAUCAGAGGAACGUUAGCCCCUCAUCAUACUUAGCUAAAACUAUCGCUGCAUUGCAAUGAGCCCUGAAACAACCUUUACUCGUUAGCUAAGUAAAGCCGAAAAUUGGAGUUUUCCUAGGAUCUGAGAUUUCCUUUAUUCUGGGAUCUAGAUCGUCAAGAUCACCUAGAUAUUCUCUCCUAUCCCACCUCGGGGAUCACCAGAUCAACAGAGCUUUUUCUAAGGAUAUAUCCAAUUAUCCAUCACUUGUCCUUGUCAUUUUAAUACAAUUCCAUCCUGUCGCAGAACGUCCGUCGUGUUAAACAUUUGGUUGGUUCCAAAUGAAUACCGGACGUCACGGCCCGGCGCCAAAAUAGCGCUCCUACUUAAAAAUUUGAAAUUGUGACAUUUCAACGGCAUUGAUACACGAUCGGAUGGUACUGCACUAAAUAUUUAUGUCUGGUGCCCUUAACUACUUUGUGUUGAAUUUGAUACCUUUGAAUAUUUUGUUAAAAAUAAAACAUUUUUUAUGGUUGAA